AUGAGCAAGUACGGCGUGAUGGUGAUGGGCCCCGCGGGGGCGGGAAAGUCCACCUUUUGCGCAUCGCUCAUCACACAUCUUCAACUUAACCGGCGCUCUGCUUUCUACGUGAACCUCGAUCCCGCCGCCGAAUCAUUCGAACACACGCCCGAUCUCGACAUCAAGGACCUGAUAUCUCUAGAGGAUGUGAUGGACGAGAUGAAGCUCGGCCCCAACGGCGGCCUGAUCUACUGCUUCGAGUUCCUCAUGGAGAACCUCGACUUCCUGACCGAGGCACUGGACUCGCUGACCGAGGAGUACCUCAUUAUCUUUGAUAUGCCGGGUCAGAUCGAGCUUUACACGCAUAUUCCAAUCCUUCCUACCCUUGUCAAGUUCCUCACAACACCCGGCGCCCUGGACAUUCGAUUGUGCGCUGCAUACCUGCUGGAAGCUACCUUUGUCGUCGAUCGUGCCAAAUACUUUGCAGGUUCCCUGAGCGCCAUGAGCGCUAUGAUCAUGCUGGAAGUCCCACAUAUCAACAUUCUCAGCAAGAUGGAUCUGGUCAAGAACCAAGUAAGGAAGAAGGACCUCAAGAAGUUUAUAACGCCGGAUACCUCGUUGUUGCUUGACGAUCCAGCGGACCUUGCCAGGAGGAAGGCGGGCGAGGACACCUCGGAUGACCAGUACGCCGAUCCCCAGGAUAAGAACGCCAUGCUGUCUGGCGCGACGUUCAAGCGCCUCAACACAGCUGUCGCGCAACUGCUUGAAACCUUCAGCAUGGUCAGCUACCUGAAGCUGGAUUCCACCGACGAGGACAGUGUUGGGGCAAUUCUGAGCUACAUUGAUGACUGCAUACAAUACCACGAAGCACAAGAACCACGGGAGCUGAAGGACGAAGAGUUUGACGAGUCUGAGGAAUAGCUGGGAAGAGGAAUGAUUCGCAGCUUGGGAAUGAAGGGGUCUCCAGAUUUUGACUGAAUUACAAAUGGAUUCGUCAUUACCAUAUGGGCAAAAUGUAUAGGGAUUCUGCAUAGCGACGGCGUCGGGGAAGAAGAUACAAGUUUGGCUCACCGAAAAAGAAUGGGAUGGGGUACGGAAGCAAAGCAAUAAUGAUCUAUAUGUUCUUUUCCCACUUGACUACCAAAGCCCUUAAAACAACGCAAGGUCACCGCCUGUAACAUUCAUGUCCUCGAUCCUUCGCACCUCCAAGGUCGCAGAUCUCGAACAUUGCCUGACAGGAAACGCCGUAACGCCAUGGGAUAUGCGGUAUUCCAACAGCCAGCCACCCUCCAACUUUUAUCGUCGUGUCAUCGUG
Molecule: messenger RNA, 1294 nt
Organism: Neurospora tetrasperma FGSC 2508
Lineage: Eukaryota; Fungi; Ascomycota; Sordariomycetes; Sordariales; Sordariaceae
Exons: 2
Coding region: 1-900 (299 amino acids)
Molecular function (GO): GTPase activity; ATP hydrolysis activity
Source: RefSeq, a predicted model, not a curated record